Messenger RNA from Lagenorhynchus albirostris (white-beaked dolphin), 519 nucleotides. RefSeq names its product keratin-associated protein 10-8-like. Gene Ontology annotation, cellular component: keratin filament. The record is from RefSeq and is a predicted model, not a curated record. Lineage: Eukaryota; Metazoa; Chordata; Mammalia; Artiodactyla; Delphinidae.
AUGGCCGUGUCCACCCUGUCCGUCUGCUCCAGCGCCCUGAGCUAUGAGCGGCUCUGCCUGCCCGGUUCCUGCACCGGCUCCUGCUGGCAGGUGGACGACUGCCCAGAGAGCUGCUGCGAGCCCCACUGCCGCACCCCCAGCGGCUGCGCCCCGGCCCCCUGCCUGACCCUCGUCUGCGCCCCAGUGAGCUGCGUAUCCAGCCCCUGCUGCCAACCAGCCUGCACCGGCCCCUGCACGGCCUCGUGCCGCCAGCAGUCUAGCUGCCAGCCCCCCUGCCGCACCUGCUCCCCCUGCCAGCAGGCCUGCCGUGUGCCCGUCUGCUGCACACCUGUCUGCUGCACACCUGCGUGCUGCGAGCCCGUGUGUUGUGAGGCCGCCCCCUGCUCAGCCCCCUCGUGCUGCCAGCCCACCCCCUGCCCCUCGUCCUGCCGCAGACCCUCCUCCUCUGCGUACCUGCUCUGCCGCCCCGCCUGCUGCCCCACCUGCUGCAUACCCGCCUCGGGCACGUCCCGCAGCUGA